Molecule: messenger RNA, 630 nt
Organism: Lachancea dasiensis
Lineage: Eukaryota; Fungi; Ascomycota; Saccharomycetes; Saccharomycetales; Saccharomycetaceae
Source: the annotation of a GenBank genome assembly
AUGCACUCAGAGGCGAACUCGUCACCACAACAGCGAAUAAUCACCUCUGAGCAGUGGGUGUUCGACCGAAAAGGAUCUAGAGACGAUUCCAAGAACCAAGGUGAAAAUCGACCCAAGCGAGCCUCUUUGUCAAAACAGGAGCGUGAGUCGCGACGCAAACAGCGAGAACUGGAGAAUGAGCAACUGCAGCGGGAAUUUCAGACGGUGCAGAGCGAAAACUCGCGGUUAAAAUCAGUGGUGGCGCGAUUAAAGCAGGAUAUUGAUUCGUACACCCGGCUGAUUGUAGCAGCAUCCAAGAGUCAGAAUGGUUCUGGUAUAGCAUGUAGGGCGGGACUAGGCAGUGCGACUUUGGCGGAGGCACCCUCCGGGGCCUCCAACGACGAUCUACCGCCGAUGGAGACGCUUUUGGUGAAUACUCCCAAACGGCGCAAACGGGGCCAGAAGCUCGACCCUAGCAAUUUUGCCAUGGGCCGCGACAUAGAGACAGAUUCCUGGAUACAUGACGACGGCCCUGGAGUGCUCAGAAACACAGAAGCAGACGUGAUGCUGGCGCCGAGAGCCCCGGAUCUGGGGCCCGACGACGUGGCUCUGAUGAGCAAGCUCAAAGACGUGCUGGCUGAGAUGGAAUAA